AACAUUUUUGGGGGAAGACGUUCAUCUGGCAUUUGGAUAACCGACAAUCAACCUGUCGCAUUGAGCCAAAUGGACCAAAAACACAACCUAAAAUUGCGGACUUGUUUGUAUGACGCAGGCCUACCUCACCAUCUGCACCCCCUCGUCCCUGCUACACUACCGUGCUACCCAGCAUUCAACCACAGAGGUUCACUCAUGCUGGGUAGGGAGUUACACCUACCACUGGACAGGCUCCGCCCCACCGCAGUCCAGAACACACUUACACCAGUCAAAGCUUCAGUCACCCAACGUCAGAAGCAGAUGAAACAGUGGUUUGACAUGAAACAGUGGUUUGACAAGAAAAAGAGUCAGAAAAAGAGUCUGGUCAGGAUACCAGAUAUCAUUGUGGCAGACUGGGUGAGAGCUCGCCGACCGCACAGGGAGAACAAGAUGGCCUCAAUUUGGUCCAGUCCACAGCAAGUGGCCCGCCGACUGGGACCAGCCUCAUACCUCCUUGAUGAUGAUACCCGCUGGCAUCUUGGAAAAAUCAGCUUUUUCAAAACGUUCUUGCUGUAUGACAUCAGUCUGCUCUCUGCGGCUCCUGUGACACUCCCACUUUCAUGUGAGGGAAAGGUGCAACAAGACGGUUUGUUUGGAUUUGAACUGCCACUCCUUGUGACUGACCUUUUGAAGGAUCCAUCCUGUGAAGUACAGCUGAUUAUAGAGAACAUUGUAAGGGCUAUAUAUGAGAAGGGGGGUGUGCCUGGCCGUGUGUCAUCUCCAGUCCUGAGAGCCACAAUGCACAGUUUCACUCUGAGCAGCUGCCCAAGCUCAGUCCUACUGGAUGUAGACUGCGAGGCUAAACUCUCAAGAAAACUACAAUGCUUUUGUACCUAUUCUACCAGGACCAUCCCAAACAUCACCUCUUUUGCCACAUCACUAACUACAGCACUGCAGACAAACAAGACCUCCAGCGAUGACCCUGUUGCUACUGGUCCUAUUAUUGCCAUUGGUAUUGCCAUUACUGGUUUCCUCAUCAUCAGUGCUUUAGUGGUCCUAUAUAGGAAGAAGAUUAUCGCCCUUUACCGCGUCUUUAUGGAAUGGAAGAACAGAAGCACAUCAGCGAGAAGCUCCACUGAAGAUCUUUCUGUCCUGCUGUCUGUAAUCAGCAGUCUUCACGCCACUCCUCUAGCAUCAUCCUGUAAGGCGGCAGUGCAGCCUGAUGGCUCGUUUGUCUUUCAGUUGGGGUUAGACUCAACUACACUCUCUGACUGUGAACCUCAAAUCAUUGUUGGGGAAAAGAAAAAAGUGUGUGCUGUAUAUGAAGGAGGGAAAGUGCCAGCUUCCUGGCUGCCACCAGUCCUUGGGGCCACAAUGUUCAACUUCACUUCGAGCAGCUGCCGAGAUGUUAAGAUUGGCUUGGACUGUCCACUCUUAUUGCACUAUAAAUACCUGCCUUGCUCCUGUGACUCCUCCAGUAGCAUGGCCCAGACAUCAAGCUCCACAGCCAGGCCACUUGCCUCUGUGUCAAACUCGGCCGAGGCCCUCCAUGACAAGUCCCCUUUUCCAGUGGGUGCUGUUAUCGGGUGCAGUGUUUUUGUGGUGAUCAUAACUCUUGCCUUCAUUGUCUUCAGAUGCAGGAAGAGGAUUAACAAAGAGCCCACAAAAGCCAGCAGAUCUGCAUCAAACUCCAACGAAGACCUUGUUGGUCCUUUGAAUCCUUAGUCCUUGGUCCUGACAUCCAUUUUAACAAGAAUUCACUUCACUGCCUGCUUUUCUAUGUAUCUCAAUUGUCAGUGUGAUACAGGACAGAAUAUGCUGUUCGGCCAACCAUUGGCUUUGGUUUUGGAGGGGGCGAGAUAUGUGUUGAUAACCAUCAUCAUCAUCACACACAGAAAAUAUUGUUGACAGCCAUGACUUCAAGUAGGCCUAGCUAGUGCACAGAGCCCAUAGUUCUACAUUUCCAAUGAACAAAUUCAACCACUUGGUUUUCACGUUCAUGUCAAGAGGAAAUGACGUGGCCGCUAUGUAGACAGUACAUUUGUAUGGAUGGAUGAUUCUGGGUCUUUGUCAUCUCUUAGGCUGCAACUGUGAACACUUCUUUCAUUCAUAUUUAUUUGUUUUUCUUACAUGUAUUUAUUUUUCUUUUUUAAUGUAUUGAUAUUAUGUUUAUAUUUGUGUACAUGUUUGUUAAUAAUAAAUUAAUGUUCAUAAUGUCUCAA
This is a messenger RNA of Alosa alosa (allis shad), 2201 nucleotides long. RefSeq lists its product as uncharacterized. The record is from RefSeq and is a predicted model, not a curated record. Bases 70 to 1704 code for a protein of 544 amino acids. NCBI's taxonomy places the organism in Eukaryota, Metazoa, Chordata, Actinopteri, Clupeiformes, Clupeidae. The transcript has 14 exons.